Messenger RNA from Salvelinus namaycush (lake trout), 3463 nucleotides. Its product is annotated as death-inducer obliterator 1-like. Gene Ontology annotation, biological process: apoptotic signaling pathway. NCBI's taxonomy places the organism in Eukaryota, Metazoa, Chordata, Actinopteri, Salmoniformes, Salmonidae. The transcript is spliced from 8 exons. Gene Ontology annotation, cellular component: Set1C/COMPASS complex. The record is from RefSeq and is a predicted model, not a curated record. Bases 95 to 1777 code for a protein of 560 amino acids.
AAACUCUCACAGUGGAGGAGAAGAGAAAAUGGAAGGUUGUGUAGGCUUCGUCUUAUGAUAGGACACAGCUGGAUAACCAGAAAGUUUGUCUUCCAUGGAGGGCUUUAUGGAUAUCAAUGAGAUCCAUGACCUCACUGGCACUGAUACAGAGGAGCACAUAGGCGAUGGUAAUGCAGAGCAGCAGGUGGAGGGGGCCGAGAGGGGUGCUAGGCCGACCAUCAGCGAGUUCAAAAAGACCUGGGGCUUCAGGCGGACCACGGUUGCCAGAAGAGAGUUUGUGGGAUUGGAUGAGACUGAAGAUCCAGAAUCUCCGCCCCUACCCACACGUCGGGGCAGAGGCCGCCCGGCCCAGACCUAUUCAAGACGUGGGCGAGGGGGGAGAAGGAGCGCCCCGGCUGACCUGGAGCACUCCGAGACGGGCUCCCCUACUCCAAUGGACACAGAGCCUGCCUCAGAGGCCCUAGAGCCCUGCCCAGGUGCCAGAUUAGACCCCUCCUCUUGGCGGGACUUUGGAUCUGCAUUCAGCACGGCUUUUUCCCUACUUGGGGAGAAGAAAGAGGAGGACAGGACCACAGCUGCCCCUCCUAGCUAUGGGGGUAGUGGGGACAUGGACGCUGCCUCCAGUAUAGAGGAGGACAGUGAUGAGCUGACCCUGAAGCAGCUUCAGGAGCGGCUGAGCAUUAGGGGGAGAGGUGAGGCCAGAGGCAGAGGGGUCAGAGGGAGAGGCAGGUCCAGCUCAGAGUCUAUGCCUCCUCUCGAGUCUGAUCCAGAGCCAGAGACAAAAGAAGAAAAGCCCAGCCAAUAUGAUAAUGUAACAGAGGAGGUGGAGGAGGAGGUGGAGGAGGAGAGGGACGAGGUGGAGGAGGAGAAGGACGAGGUGGAGGAGAGGAUCGAGGAAGAAAAGUCAGAGUAUUCUAGCAUAUCGGACAGUGAGGGCUACAACCCCAAUGCCCUUUACUGCAUCUGUCGACAGAGGCAGAAUAAAAGGUUCAUGAUCUCCUGUGACAAUUGUCAGGAGUGGUUCCAUGGCGACUGCGUUGGCGUCAGCGAGACGCAUGGCAGCAAGCUGGAGAGGAGCGGACGGGACUGGAUCUGCCCCAACUGCACGAAUAAGAGCCAGAGCCAGCCAGACCCCCAGCAGAGCCACCCUGACUGCCUGACACUGCCCUCCUCUGGGGAGGAGGAGAGAGUGCAUGAGGAGCAGGCCAGUAAGGAGGCUGUGGCGCAGGAGGAGACUGAAGUGGUUGCUGAGGCUGAAAUGGAGACGGACAGUUCUCUGCCCCAGUGCAUUGGCCCAGGGUGCAGUAUGCACGCUCUUCCCGACUCCGUUUACUGUGGCACAGACUGCAUCCUCCGGCAUGCGGCUGCCACUAUGAAGACCCUAUCUGACUCCAAAGAGACCAAUGCCGAGCAAAGCCCACAGAGUAGAGCAGCAGCCAAACCUGGCCCUAAGGGUCAAAGGUCGGCUAGGAUUCCCCAGAGGUUGUCGGCGGAGCGGCCCGAAGAUGAGAAGGAGGCUGAAGAAGUUGAGGACAAGGAACCUGACACAUCUACAUCUCCCUUAUCCUGCAACCCUAGUCUCACUGCAGUACAGGCCACAUCCAUAGAAUCAUCUAUGUUUUACAAGUCGAGUAUGUAUCACUCACAGCACAUCCAUAUCCAACACAUACAGAAUACUUUACUUUCACUCAGUUGGUAUUCAUCAGACAGCAGCUAUAACGUUACCUCUGCCAUCACACAAUCUUUAGGUAUAGGGAUACAAAGUUAUUUGCAGUAGUCAGCAGCAGUGGGUAAUUGUACUAUAAAAUGUUUUUCUUCAGCUAGUUGAAAACAUUGAAAAAGAAAACCAGCCAAACCAAUCAACAAUCCAAAUGUACAUUUCCUCAGUUACUAGAUAGUAGAAGAAUGUUUAGUAUAGUUGGGUUCAGAGAUCAUUCUACUUCAAUACCACCAUUUUUCUACAGUCCAGUAUUUCAAUAGUUGUCAAUGUUUUUAUUUGACAAAUAAUACAUCCGGUUCAAUAAGAGCCUUAUACGGCAACAAAAUAUAACUACAAGGUAUAGGCUGAUGCGUCAGUCUUACGAAUACUAGUAAAUACUUCACACAAAAUUACUAAUGCACAGAGUAUUGUCCCAGGGAAUAAAUAAUAGGAUACACAAGUUGUACAGAUAGAAAUCACUGCUUGAUGGAAAGCGCAAAACAUUCACUGAGUGACACAUGGAUAUGGUUUUAGUUCGAAGCAGUUAGAAAACAAACAUUCCCUCUGAGUCAAAGAAAAUGAAUGUUUGCUCACUGUGUCCAAACACAAGGCCUCUCAAGUCAUCCAGUAGUGCCUGUUAUGGGAAAUAGAUUCCCAUAAUUCAACCAUGGAUGAAAAACACAGGCGAUACAGAUCAAUGCGGGCAAUAACACAUUUUCUGCCUCUCAAACCAGAGCAGUUGAGCUUUUGGAGGAAUUGGUUUGAACACUUUGUGCAAUGGAGUUGGACCAGUUACCGGGGGAGUAUACAGAGGAAUAUACAGAAUCAUCCAGUCUUGCUUAUGAUUAGAUUUAUAGAGCAAUGUAGAAGAGGCCAAGGAUUGCCACCAACCUCCUCCUGUGGCUUUCAUGUAACCUGUCUUUUCAUAUCAGUGCUCAUGGAGAGAGGACGAGCGCCACGCACCUGCACCUUUGUCCAUUUUUGUAAUGAAACAUUUCUAUCUUCAACAACCCGCAGUGCCAUACACACACAUACACACGGGACGCCAACACACACAGACACACUGUACAUUCAGACUAGUGCUCAUGAAGGAGAGUGGACGAGGAGGGAGGAAGCCAUUCUAGACUAUUGAGAGGCAUUAGUCUUUACAUGCAAGAUCGAGCUCAUCGUCACAUGACUAGCUUCUUCAGCUCCAUUGCUUCACUUAUAAACCACGUCUACAAGGCUGUCUUUGCCGUUUUAAAAUCAAGCUUCAGCUAUUCAUCAAAGGAAAGGAUGAUGACAUUCACCUGAGCACCAGAGACUUCACUAUCUAUCCAGACAUGGGGUUUGUUUUCAGAAGCAUCUGUUCAUAAAGGGUACAUUUGUAGCUUAUAUGUGUGGUUGGAAGAAAGCUACCAUUUUUUGGCAACUUUUUGCUACAUCCCCAGAGAGCCUUUUUAAUGUCAAGUUGUCGCAAAGUGCUUGGCAGUAACCUGGCCUAGAACCCAAAGGACAAGCAGAACCACAGCAGCAAAGGGGGGGAAAUAAAAUAAGCCUUGAGGUUAACCAGACUGAGAGGAGGCCCAUCCUCCUCUGGCUGUACCAGGUAGAGGUUACAUACAUUGUACUCGUAUGUUGUUCAGAGAAUACAAGUAGGGAUAGACUGUUUUCCGUAUCUGCGAGACGCAUACAGUUAAGGACCUUUUGGCCAGAUAGUUGUCUGUAAAAAUUGUACGUUUUUGGUUGUAGACAUUGCUGACACAGCAUGAUGGGACAGAACAA